Molecule: messenger RNA, 662 nt
Organism: Drosophila simulans
Lineage: Eukaryota; Metazoa; Arthropoda; Insecta; Diptera; Drosophilidae
Exons: 1
Coding region: 17-421 (134 amino acids)
Source: RefSeq, a predicted model, not a curated record
AUUAAAACGUGUUAACAUGCCUUCCCAACCCAGUUGGCUAUUCGGCAACUUCCAGUUCGACGAAGCUGUACUCCGAAAAAUCUAUAUUUUCCAUUUCGAGCAACUGCAUCCGAAGAAAAUGAGUCUGGACUACAAGAGCUUGGUGAUGAACUGCCUGGUGAACUUAUACCACUCGAUCUGCUUCUAUGCACUGUGGCAGGAGCGGGACAAGAUCUACCAGAUGGAGUGGUCCUGCGAGAAGAUCUUAUUGGUGGGUAGCUUCGCGGCGGCACUGACUCUGAUACUGGCCCUGGUAAUCUACGACUUCUGGAUGGCCAUGGUUAUGAUUUGGCGGCAGUAUUGCGUAUAUCUUUGCCGCUCGAAACGCAUGAGAUUCCUGUUUAAAAAGUACAGAGGUCAGCAGGUGGAGGAGUUGAAGUAGUCACCUGAUCAAUCCUCGAAUUCCUUGCUAUAAAUAUAUCAGUAUGGCACAAAACGGGCGAUGGUGGAGCGGCGACAUGCAUUGCGGAUCGAGCAGAUUGAUCAGUCAUUGAAAAAUGGCAAGCUUAAACAACAAUUCCAAUAGUGAAGAACGACAUGAAGGAUUCGAGUGCACACAAUGACGAGCAUAUACCCUACAUUUUACAACAAAUCCGUAAAUAGUUAUACUCUCAAAUUGCGUA